AUGUCUUUAAGUAAUAGUGAUACACGCAGCCAGAGUAAACAAAUUGUUUAUAAUGUUUAUAAAUAUUUAAAAGAACUGUCAUCAAAACCGGAUUUAACUGCCGAUUUCUUUAAACAAGCUCAAAUACGUACCGGCGAAGCUUGUGGAUUGUCAGAGCGCACUGUCAGACGUAUUUGUUCUGAAGCAAAACAUGCAGAAGAUAAACCCGAUAAAUCAAAGUCAGUUGUAUCAUUCAAAUCUCCACGCAAAGGCUACAAACGUGCGAAAAUUGUAUCAGAGCUCGACGAUUUUGAUUCAGAUGUCGUUAGAAGAACGGUACAUGAGUUCUACGAUCGAGGUGAGUACCCAACUGCGAAUUUAAUAUUGAACGCUUUAAGACAGAAAAUCAAUUAUACUGGGUGCUUACGUUCGGUGCGAAAUCUAUUGAAGAAUUUGAAAUUUUCUUAUAAAAAGUGUAAUGAUGGUCGAAAAAUUUUAAUGGAGAGAAAUGACAUUGUUGCACUUCGAUGUAAAUUUCUUCGAGAAAUUUGUACGCUGCGCAAGGCAAAAGAUGAUCGCCCUAUCGUGUAUAUUGACGAAACAUGGGUCAACCAAAACCAUUCGAGGUCAAUGAUAUGGCAAAAUGAAUGUAGCACUGAAGGUUUGAAAGUUCCUACAGGAAAAGGAGGUCGGCUUAUCGUGUGUCACGCUGGAUGUUCUCGUUACGGGUUUAUUCAAGGGUCCAAGCUAGUAUUCCGUAGUAAUACAGGCAAUACCGCCGACUAUCAUAGUCAGAUGAAUGCUGAAGUAUUUCAAAAAUGGUUUAUUGAACUAUUAAAUAAUCUUGAAGAACCGUCUGUCAUAGUUAUGGACAAUGCGUCAUAUCAUUCCACGUUGGCAGAAAAUUAUCCAAAAAGCAAUUGGAGAAAAGCUGACGUACAAAAAUGGUUAACUGAAAAAAAUAUUGAAUUUAGCCCGCUUGAAACGUUACCAGAACUUCACCAAAAAAUUAAAGCCUUAAUUCCACGCGAAAAGCAAUAUUUGCUUGACCAAAUUGCUUUAGAAAAUGGACAAGAAGUAAUACGGUUACCUCCUUACCAUUGCCAAUACAACCCAAUCGAACUUAUUUGGGCCCAAGUUAAGAGUCGAGUGGCGAAAAACAACAAUACGUUCAAGAUGGUGGAUAUCGAACGUCUUACCCACGAAGCGUUAGAUGCGGUAACCAAAGAGGAUUGGGAAAAGUGUGUAAGACAUGCCGAACAAUUACAAGAGUUAGAUAACCAAAAGGAAAUCCUUAGAGACACCUUAAUGGAACCAAUAAUUUUGACGAUAAUGCCUGAUGAUAGCGAUUUCAGUGAUGAAGAAUCAGAUACAGAGGAAUUGGAAUAA
Messenger RNA from Aphis gossypii (cotton aphid), 1368 nucleotides. RefSeq lists its product as uncharacterized. The transcript has a single exon. Gene Ontology annotation, molecular function: nucleic acid binding. The record is from RefSeq and is a predicted model, not a curated record. NCBI's taxonomy places the organism in Eukaryota, Metazoa, Arthropoda, Insecta, Hemiptera, Aphididae. Bases 1 to 1368 code for a protein of 455 amino acids.